AUGGCUACUACCGCUGCAUUUUCGGAGCUGCGGAAGCGGCAACAAUACCGCGACGAUGCCGCCGGCUCUCAACACACUCCGGCUGCGUCUGAGCUCGGCGACCCUUCCACGCCAGCUGAUCUGGGUCCCGAUCAUGCUGAUGCAAAGCCCCAAAAGAUGUACGGCAGGACGCCGGAUGGAACUGUUUUUGUCGUCCCUACUACCCACGACAUGGUUUCACAGCUUCUUGACCCGCGCCAGCCAAAGAAUCUUUCGGAUCUCAUCGUCAUUGCGAUCCUUGCCCUUCACAUCCUCGCCGCCUACAUGCUGCCCGCGGCCUGGAAGAAGCCGGUCUUCGCCAUCAUUUUUCUCUUCUGGCGCUCCUCCUACAACGUUGGAAUUGGUGUGCUUCUACACAUACAGUCCAAUUACAACCGUCUCCUCAGCUGGGCCAUCCGCUGGAAACUCUUCGAGGAUCCCAAGUCAGGCAACAACCCUCGACCAUGGCUCUACAAUCUACUAAAAAAGGAGCUCGAGGCAAAGAUCCCGGAAGACUACGAUUUUGAAAAGGCCCCUAUUGAGUACAAUACUUGGCUGGUUUUCCGACGGGUAGUAGACUUGAUUCUCAUGUGUGAUUUUACCUCUUAUUGCCUCUUUGCCAUUGUCUGUGGCCACACGCCCGACUCUGAAAGCGUCUUCGUCGGCAUCGCGCGUUGGGUUAUUGGCAUUGCUCUAAUCGGCUUCAAUCUUUGGGUGAAACUCGACGCCCACAGAGUUGUAAAGGAUUUUGCCUGGUACUGGGGUGACUUUUUCUAUCUCAUCGACCAAGACCUGACCUUCGACGGCGUAUUUGAGAUGGCCCCCCAUCCCAUGUAUUCGAUUGGCUAUGCUGGCUACUACGGCAUCUCAAUGAUGGCUGCUAGCUACGAGGUGCUCUUCAUCUCCAUUGCAGCCCAUGCCGCCCAGUUCGCCUUCCUCGUCGUUGUCGAGAACCCGCACAUUGAAAAGACCUACAACCCGCCGCCCCCGCGUAACACGCCGACUCCUUUAGAAGAUGCAAGUGCAAAGCUCACGCCCGGAAAACCUACUGCCCAGCCGUCGCCCGAUGGCUCCAUCCUGGUCUCACCCCAAGACUCCCCGGACACCGUGCAUAAUCUUGUCGGAUUCGCAAACAUGGAUCUCUUCCGCGUCUCCGACAUUGCGGUGGUGCUGAUGCCUGCAUACGUGGCAACUCUUGCGCUGACAACUUCUGCUACUCCCUUCUGGCAAGCCAUGUUUGUCGGCCAUGCUAUGCUCUGGCGAGUUUGGUAUCACGUCGGUCUCGGCAUUCUUCUUGAUGAGCAGUCCAAGUCUAAAUUGUGGACGCGGCACUUUUUGAAGUACGGCGAAACUGCCCAGGAAGCCUGGCGCCAGUGGAAGGGCAUGCAUCAUAUCAGCAUGAUCAUGACGAAUGCUUCCUUCAUGGCGGCGUGCUGGAAAAUGUACUCGUUCCCCGCGGACUGGGGCUAUGGCCUGGUGCUACUCAAGCAUGUUAUUGGUGCUAGUCUUAUUGCACUGCAACUCUGGACCGCUUUCAGCGUGUACGAGUCCCUGGGCGAGUUUGGGUGGUUCUGUGGUGACUAUUUCUUCGACCACCAAGCAAAGCUUACCUAUACCUCUAUCUACCGCUUCGUAAACAACCCAGAGCGUGUGUUUGGCAUUGCAGGGCUGUGGGGUGCUGCGCUCAUCACCUGGAGCCGCGCCAUAUUUCUUAUGGCUCUUUCGGCGCAGCUGAUGACUAUUUGGUUCAUCUCGUACGUUGAGCGACCGCAUAUGCAAAAGAUUUACGGUAGAGGUCUCCGCAGCGAAGCUGGCCUGACCAAGUUCAUCAAGCGCUCGCUGCCGCCUCCUGUCAAGACUCUUCAGGAGAGCAUGGACAAGGUUUUGGAUGACACGACGCAAUUUGUUGAGGAUUUCAUCGACACUGCCCGCCCCAAGUUUGCUUCCGGAGUCAAGACUAUUGUCCGUGAUACUUCAGCAAUCUUCAACAUUGCACCUGCCAGGCUGACUCUCACUCGCAUCUCGUCGGAUGUCGAGGGCCUAGACCCCAAGCAAUUCUCGCUCAAGGUUGACGGCCAAACCGCUACGGUAGCGUCGCUUCAUGAGAGGGCAACUGGAAAAGAAGGUCUCACUGGAAGAUUCCCCAAGGACGUUAAGACCAUGACAUUCGAAUAUGGCGCCCCUCUCAAGGUGAAGUGGACAGCGCCAGCUAACCACAGUGCCAAGGAUUGGAUUGGUCUGUACAUGGUUAGUGACAAUCGAUCGAGGGACAUGACCGAAGUGUCCUCUUUGGGCCGAUGGGUACCGACAAAUGCAAGCAGCUACGACAAUCCGAACUUGGAAGCCAAUGUUGUUGUUCCGCAGCACAAGGUUACUGGGGAGAAUGGCGAGGCGGAUGUUGUCGGGGGUGAGGUUGUUUUUGAAGGUGACAAGCUCUGGUGGACUCAGGGCGUAUUCGAGUUCCGCUACCACCACGACGGACACCACAAAGUGAUGGCGGUGUCGGAGCCUUUUGAGAUUGCUCUAGGAAAGUUUGACGAAGAGGACGUGGAUGUGGAUGCUAAGGGCAUGUACGCCGGGGCUGUUGAGUCUAUCCUAUUGCCAGUGGUACGCAACUGCUUGGACCGCGACCCCAAGAUUGCGCCCAAGGACGAGACAGAAGUGUUUGGCAGCCACGUUGAAAGAGAUGGGAAGUACGCCAAAAGAAUUGUUUAUGCUGUGCGGGAAAUGUUUGGCAUUGAAUUUGCACCAGCAGUUGUUCUCGCGGAUCGGAACGUGCGCAAGCUAGCGUGGAGAAUAUGCAACGCAAAGCAAGUCCUGGUGAGUGGUGGAUCAAUAUCAAUCGGCAUCUAUGGUAACUAG
Molecule: messenger RNA, 2880 nt
Organism: Cordyceps fumosorosea ARSEF 2679
Lineage: Eukaryota; Fungi; Ascomycota; Sordariomycetes; Hypocreales; Cordycipitaceae
Product: Phosphatidylethanolamine N-methyltransferase
Exons: 2
Coding region: 1-2880 (959 amino acids)
Biological process (GO): phosphatidylcholine biosynthetic process
Molecular function (GO): phosphatidylethanolamine N-methyltransferase activity
Source: RefSeq, a predicted model, not a curated record